UUAUUUUGUGAUCCAAUGUAAUUUAUUUUAUUUCUAUAAUUAGAAUUUUAUUUUAAGGCUAACUCCGAUUUACAUGAUGGUAUUAGGAAUAUUAUUAUUAAGCUCAACUAAGAUUCAUAAGAUCUCACAAUUUUACAUGUACGAGAAAUCAUAUGAAACUUGCACAAAAUAUUGGUGGAGAAAUCUUUUGUACAUAAAUAAUCUCUUCGGCCUCGAGGAAAUGUGCAUGAGUUGGAGUUGGUAUUUAGCUAAUGAUAUGCAAUUUUUUAUAAUUGCUAUAAUAAUAUUGAUGUUAUCAACUGUGUACUUUUAUGCCGCUGCUGUGCUAUUGGGUAUACUUUUAAUAGGUUCCGUCAUCCUUAAUGGUUAUAUUUCAUAUAUUUAUGAAUACAUUCCAACUUGGGGUGAACAAUAUAGACUUGCGGAUAUCUUAUAUUUUUCACCAUGGAUUAGAAUAAUUCCAUAUAUUAUGGGAAUAAUUACAGGUUUCAUUUUAACGAAAAUAAAUAAUAACUUUGUCUUAGAAAAGGUAAUGUUUAACUUAUAUUUUAU
Pogonomyrmex barbatus (red harvester ant) is the source of this 552-nucleotide messenger RNA. RefSeq names its product nose resistant to fluoxetine protein 6-like. Gene Ontology annotation, molecular function: acyltransferase activity, transferring groups other than amino-acyl groups. The record is from RefSeq and is a predicted model, not a curated record. Lineage: Eukaryota; Metazoa; Arthropoda; Insecta; Hymenoptera; Formicidae.